Messenger RNA from Diaporthe batatas, 4611 nucleotides. RefSeq lists its product as uncharacterized. NCBI's taxonomy places the organism in Eukaryota, Fungi, Ascomycota, Sordariomycetes, Diaporthales, Diaporthaceae. Gene Ontology annotation, cellular component: nucleus. The record is from RefSeq and is a predicted model, not a curated record. Gene Ontology annotation, molecular function: RNA polymerase II cis-regulatory region sequence-specific DNA binding; DNA-binding transcription factor activity, RNA polymerase II-specific. Gene Ontology annotation, biological process: regulation of transcription by RNA polymerase II. The coding region runs from base 1984 to 3060 and encodes 358 amino acids. The transcript has 4 exons.
UGUGCAUCCAGCUUGCAUGCCUAGAUAUGCUACCAUCAACGGCUAGCCUACAGUACGGAGCCCCUGAGGCGGCAACGGCCUGCGCUGGGUGAACAAUCGGACCUGGAAAGUGUCAGGGUGAUGGGUGCUUACCGCACUGUGGAUAUAUGUAUUGUGUGUGUGGUGUAGAUGGAAGUGGUGGUGUAGUCUGUGUCGUUGUGCUUGACCCCGUCCUCGGCACUCUGCCCUUGACCUUGCCCUUGACGGCCCCCUCGACGCUACGCUACCUUGCUCCGGCACACGCCCUCGUUGGCCGCCAGCCAGCCAGCCAGCCAGCCAGGGCUCACAGCUCAGCAAUGCACCGCAAGGCACAGCACAGCCAGCGCCAGUGCCAGUGCCGGUAGCUGUUGCAGGUCGGGGCGGCGAAAAAGAGAACAGCCAAGAGCUGGCAAUACCUGACCUCGCCUUUUUGCCUUUCAUCAUAGCUCCCUCCCCUCGUCCCAGAGAACCUUUUAUGUAAAGCUUGGCCCGCCGACGCAUUUCCUCCCCCCCGAUCAUCACCUUCCCUCCCAGAUAGCUGGCAUUGGUGCUCCAAUUUUUCCUCCAAUUUCCCCCGUGCCAUAGCAAGUCGAGAAACCCCCAGAGACACGUGAGACGGGCCUUGGAACUCUGGCACGCACGACCCGUGCCGAUCAGCACAGAGAGCCAGCUUGUCAGCUUGUCUACCCGUCCCCAAAACACCAGGCCGGCCAGGAGACUCUGCCCUGGGCUCCACGCUCUGCCCGCCCCACGCGGUAUCAAGACGGGCGUACCGGUACAAGACGGGUCGCAAGGUGGGAUGAAGGUGUGGUCGUCCAUGACUCUGUCCGGUUCCCCACGCCUUGCUCCAAGAUUGUUAUCCCAAACUCCCGGCUCCUCCCAGUCCUGACCGCCCGCCGAUCUUUGUCCUUUCUGUUCAACAACGCCAGAACCGCCAGCCCGCCCAAAAUUGAACACCAGCUGCUCCCCAAUCUCAGCCCUGGCACUCGCCUGUCCCACCUCCCACACGGCCCUAUCUCCUGGUCCUUGCAAGGUGGCAGGGACCAUCUGCCCAGCACCACCCAGCAGCGCUCAGCAGCACGCACCCAGGUCCUGCCUGCCCUGCCUGCCUGCCCUGCCUGCCUGCCACCCUGCCCCAACCCAAAUCCCUGCUGCCAGAGGUCAACCUCGCGCUGCAAACCCACGAACGAGAUACACGACCUGCCUAGCCUACCUGCCGUCUACCUACCUACCAGGCCUACCUGCCUGCGGCUUGCGACCUGUGGCCUCCUUUUCUCAGCACGGCUCCUUGUACCGCCGAUCGCUGCUCUCUGCUGGAGUCGUCACAGGCCCGCUGAAGACGUGUGGUCCCCACCAGUCCCGCGCACCACCACCAGACCAAGACACAACGUUCGGGCGAGCCUUUUGGGUCCAAACAACCGAUUGGCUCCAUCGCGCUAGUCCUCACCUUGCACAGGGGGCCACUGUCUUCUUCUCUGCCGUUCCUGUCAUCCUCCAUCCUGCCAGGCCUGCCACGCCUACCUUCCCUCGCGGCGCACUUAAGGUCGCUGAUCCCUCCAUUCUCGAAUAUCUCGCGUGUGUGCUGGAUCUCCAACCAGACUGAUCGAUUUCAAGGGAGCAAGGUCAAAAAGUCUCCCGUCUGCCACAAAGGUGACACGACUUUGAAUCCCCCUACGGAAUCCCGCAUCUGAUCAGCGAACCUUUUUUUUUUUCCUUCUUCUCCCUCUUUUCCCUCUAUCCCCUUCCUCCUCCUCCUACUUUCGUACUUUCGCACCUUUGCUCCUGCCGUUGCCAGACAAGUUUGCCCUCCCCCACGACAAGGCGAACCCACGCACGACGAGACUUGAGGACCUGAGCAGGACUGCACCUUUCCGCCCUGAGGAAAACCCACCACGUAUCGCCCUUGGCCGACUUCCUGGAGCUCGCACACACUCGCACACCACAGGCGCACAUAACCUGUCCAAUAUGACGAUGACAAUAGACGCCAACCAGCAACGUUACGGGCAUCUUCAAUUCGACAACAUGACUUCCUAUCCCACCCACUCGCCGCAGUUUAGCAAUCCCUGGGCGUCGUCCACGACCGCCCCCUCGAGUCACGCACUGUACGUGGCAUCGCAACCUGGACUGGCCUCCAACCCCAUGGGCCUGGAUCGCCACGCACAGCAGCCGCCCUCUCGGGCACCGGCCACUACCACCGCGCCGCUGGCCCCGUAUGGCUCCGUCCCGGUGACCUCAGCCUCAGCAGGCAGCCCUCUCAAUCUCCUCAGCAUAAACCGCAUGCCCCAUCCCAGCUCCGCACCCUCGUAUGCCGAGUCUGCCUACACGACCGCGGCCUCCCCCGUGCAUGCUACCUACGCUGCGUCACCCACCAGCUACGACAGCAUGGGCUACCCGUCCUCCUCGGUGCGGCACAACUUCGGUCUGGCGCCCGACGCGGAUCCCCACAGAAGAGGUAUCAGCGACGACAGACGAAGCUUCCAGGAUGCCAUUGAGGCCAGCCAUGGCAUGCUUUCAAUGAAGUUCGACACCAGCAACCAGGAGACGCCCCGCGCCGGUGUCUACAACAACCGUGGCCGCGCCUCGGGAGACUCGUAUGGGUUUCCUUCGGCACAUUCGACCUCGUCCAGCGUCUCGUCGACAGGCUUCAGCCCUUACUACGGAUCUGUGGACGGGAGCGUCAGUGACUACUCGACAGCUGGCUCCGACAUCGAGUCUGUCGGGGGCUCCAGGACGCUCCCGCGCCCCCAAGGUCUGAUGCACAACCAGCCCCCGGCUCCGCAGUCCAUGAUGGGACAGUUCAGCUCCAAGGUGUCCAGCAGCACCCAGAAAAAGCACAAGUGCAAGGUCUGCGAUAAGCGCUUCACACGACCCAGCUCAUUGCAGACUCACAUGUACAGCCACACAGGAGAGAAGCCUUUCAAAUGUGAGGUCGAGAACUGCGGUCGGCAUUUCUCAGUUGUGUCAAACCUCCGUAGACAUCGGAAGGUGCACAAGGGUGAUGCCCGGUCUGACGCCGGCAGUGAGGAUCACCAAUCUGACUAGAGAGUCCAACCAACCUCGCGACAUGCCAUUGAGCUAUACCAAUCGAUAUUAGACCCGCGACUGUACAAUAUUGCAACCCCACGAAGCCUGAAAGACGACCGAGUCGACGAGCGGCCUCAUUCUACCCUUCUUCGCUCACGCAUCGCCAGUUGGGCUGAUAGAUUUACCACCUUCUAAUUCUCAUCAUUCGCUGUCUAUACCCCCCCCCCCUUUUUUUUUUUUUUUUUUACGAUUCGUUCUCGGCCUCUUGGUCGGGCCAUGAGCAUAGCCGACACGGGUGCAUCGGCAGGAACUGGUUCGCGUCGUGCAUACCAUCCCGGAGUGGGGUGGAAUCUGGGUGCGGCAAAAAGUUGCAUGUUUCAAAAUUUUGGGGACCAGAAGACUUAUACCCGGUUGUUCGAGCGAGUUAUUCGGUCGUUUUCGGCAGUGCAUUCUUCGAUUCCAGUGAUUGACAGGCACUUCGCUCAUCAGAAAUUACAAAGGGAAGCAUUGGUCUCCUUCCGACUGGAGCGAGCGGACGCGCCGACGCGCGAAACGAGUUCGCCCGACGACACUUGGAGCGAGACUCGAAACCGGGUAAUUGAGAGCCUCGACCAGCAUCGCUUUCGAAUUCGAAUCCGUCGGUAUUACUCCCCAUUUCGGUUUGGGGCAAUUAUCUUUUUGUCUGGGGUCACCGUCACUUUUGUUGAUGCUUUCAACACAACCUGUUGUGGAAGAUGACUCUGGGUCUUGUGUGGCAGGCCAGCAGGCUAGGAGCGAAACCCCUCUUACCUGGCCGGGCCCUAUUCCAAUGAGUAAAACGGCGUUCAAUGGUGGUUCUGACUCUUUUGUCUUUUUACUGGCUCACUUUGUUGGUCUGGCGGACUAGCCUCGGUGUACGGGAUCAUGUUUUUUUACUGGGCGGGGACGGUCACGGUUUUGGUCCCAUCUCUGAGCCGGCGCUGCUCAAUGUCUAUCGCUUGAUACCACCAACCAACACACAACCCACCUAAUGUCUUUCGCUUAUACAUCGAUACCUGGAGCAACACACACCAAACGCUCGCUAAUUACUACACUAUACACACUUAUUAUAUUUCACGGUCGCUACAUGGAAUCUGGGGGUUGGGAAUGGGAGGAAUAUACUUGGCAAUGGGAACUAGAUGUCUCUCAUGCUCCCAGUAGUGAGGACCACUAAAGGAGACGGAGCUACCAGCACGGACAUGCGGAAGGGGCGUGGGAAGGUUGGGAGGGGCGGUUAAAGGCCUUGAAAGGAGUUAUCUUGGGGAUUUGUUUUGUUUUGGUUGGGGUUCUUCUUGCUCUACUUUUCCAUCUGGUUUGUCUUGAAUGCAUGAUUCCUUUUCGGUCUCCUCUGCUGACCCACGCCCCCUCUCCCACCUUAAAGUCUACUGAUGUGCUGUGCGGGAUUGAGAAGCUGGGGGCAAAGGAACUUUGAGGCACACAGAACGAACACUCUUGUCACUCGACUGUACUACUAGCUGAGCGAAAGAAAGUGGAUCUGUGACAGGGCCUACUCUAUGGUCCCGAUCCAAAAUAAAACUUCUUGGAACUGAG